UUUCAGCCAGUCAAAUGCCAUUUGCUUAAAAAGCGAGGAAAUUUAUCAUCAGUGAAGAAGUGUAAAACAUCUAUUAAAAAUGAUGCGUCGAGGUGGAUCGAUGGGUCCACCGAGCGGGGAUCCAUAUCAGAGUCGCCCAUCCCCCGGAGGCUACUACUACAACCGUUCAACGCCUGGUGGUCAGCCAGCUCCAUCACCCUCACACAGUCAACAAUCCGCAUCUUCACAUCAUCCAAGAGGAGUGCCAAUGUCACAACCAAUCGCCCGCCGAUCGGACUACCGUACUGGAAGUGAACAAAUGACUCCACGAUCCGAUCAUCGUGGCCCAUCGAUGGGUUACGGUAAUGGGGGUUCUGUGGAUCAACGUGUCGAUGACGUCACGCCGUCCUACUACGUGGAACAUCUUGCCACGUUUGCAGUUGGAAGACAGUUUGGACUCACUUUUCCAGCCGAUGGCAUCAGAAAGUUGAAACAAAUGGAAAAGAAUUCAGCCAUUUGGGCGCAACCUCUAAUUCUUCGGUUUCGACACAACGCAGUGACGGUAGAAGACGACAACGGGGAGCUCGUCGAGCAAUUUCCGUUGGAAUUAAUCGAGCAGCCGACGGCUCACGUGAGCAAUGAUUCUCGUGAGACUUACAACAAUGUGCUCCUUUUUGUUGUCCGGGAGGACCGGAAGAGGAUGAGCACGCCCACCGAGAUGCACAUUUUCCAGUGUAUCCGUGUAUCCGCUACCGAUGUGGCCGAGGACCUCAAAAACUACGUACAAGGUCAAUUCCGUCGUGUGCGUAAUGGCCGACGUACCGCCGCGCCGACGCAUCUUCAAGCUCAACAACAACAAAUGCCAUUCUACCCACCGGACGACGCUUCAAUCAGCAGUGAAACAUCUGAAAUGUUCGAACGAGAUGUGAAUACACUGAAUCGUUGUUUCGAUGAUAUCGAACGAUUUGUGGCGAGAAUUCAAUCGGCCGCACUGGCUCAGCGAGAAAUUGAGCAACAGAAUCAUAGAUAUCGAACCGCGAAUCGUCGGGACAAGAAGAACCAGCAGCCACCAGAUCCGAAUGGCAUCCUAUUUAUGAGAGCUCAACUUCCAUUGGAGUCUGAAUUUGUCGAUAUUUUGAAGAAGUUCAAGCUCUCCUUUAAUCUACUGGCCAAACUCAAAAACCACAUCCACGAGCCAAAUGCUCCGGAACUUUUGCACUUUCUCUUCACGCCACUAGCUGUGAUCCUUGAAGCAUGCCACUGGGGGCUCGGAAGAAAUGUUGCUCCAACUGUUGCCUCGCCGCUGCUCUCGUUGGAAGCUCGUGAGCUCAUGCAAAACUGUUUGACAAGUCAUGAGAGUGACAUUUGGAUGAGCCUCGGAGAAGCCUGGAGAACUCCACCAGAGGACUGGACAAAACCACUUCCACCACCAUAUCGUCCAAUCUUCAAUGAUGGGUUUGCCCCUUACGGGGUCGCCGACAGAGCCAUGGCAACUCCAAAUCAAAUCCAUCGUGGACAUUCUGCUCCGCCAGAGCACUUCCGUCAGCCACCGCCCAGAGAGAGGAAUAUGGUGGAUACGCUCGAAUUCGAUCGAUUAACUCUGGAACGCGAGCGACUCGAAUUUGAAAAGGCAAAGAUUAUGGAAAGGGAGAGUCGUUUGAGGCAUGAGGAGAAGCAGAUUGAAGAUGAAAAGCGACGAAUGCACGCCGAGAAGGAUCUCAUCACAAAAGAGACAACACAACCAGUUCCACCACCAGCUGCAGUCGUUACACAUCAACCAAUCACCAAGCGAUAUGAUCCACCAAUUUCCAUCUCUCCACCACCACAACGUAACAACUAUUCACACGUGAAGGUUACUGUAGAUUCUGACACAUCGCCACGUCAGCAGGCAUUCAUUGAUGACAUCGUGGCAAAAGGUGGCAAGUUGGCAGUGGUCACCUAUGAUAGAGGAGGUCAGAAUACGAAGGAGCUGACUGUUCACAAGGGGGAGUAUUUGGAGGUUAUCUUCGACGAGCGCAACUGGUGGGAGUGCAAGAAUAUGCAUCAAAGAGUCGGAUACGUUCCACACACAAUUUUGUCAAUGGUGCCAUUUGAGCAACAACAAUAUGCGUCACCAAACCAUCACAACAAUUCCUCAUCAACCGGUGGCUACAACAACGGACAUCAUCAAGGCCCAGCGCAAAACGUCUAUCGUCCACCCCCACCACCACUAGUAUCCGAUGCAGGUGUCCAGGUCGAAAUCCGCCGGGAACAUGUUGCUCCGCCACCACCUCCAGUUGUAAUUCCACCACCACCACCGCCAGUGCGAACUCCAACUAUGGAAGAGUUGCUCCGCAUGCAACAACAACAACAGCAGAAGCAGAGAAAACCACCAGUUGAAGAACCAGUCUACCAACCGCAACCCGCUCAACGUGCCGGAUUGGAAAUCUGGAGACGGAAUCAGAAUCCUCAAUUGAUUCAAGAAGUGACUGAAACUGUGGGACAACACAGUGGAGACAUUUUAAGACCAGCAAUGCAAAGGGCCACUCGAGUGGCAAUCAACGAAAAGUCUUCUCCGGAAGACGUGACUCGUUGGUUACAGGAGAAGGGAUUCUCACCAAGAGUAAUUGACCUAUUGGAUGGUCAAGAUGGUGCCAAUCUAUUCUCCUUGUCAAAAUUGCAUCUGCAACAAGCUUGUGGAAGAGAUGAGGGUGGAUAUUUGUACAGUCAAUUGUUGGUUCAGAAGAAAAGAAGUGGAUUCCGAACUCACACUGGCGAUGAAUUGAAAGCAAUUCUCAAUCACAGACGAACCCACGUGGAAUUAUCAAAUGAAGCUGCAGCUGAUGAACCUGUAUUCACUAUUAACCCAAUUCUCUAGGUUUUUCAAAUUUCUGUCUAACUUUUCCAACGACAAAAAUCCAAAUUUCACAAAAAAAAUAUUGAUUUAAAUAUUAUUUUCGCUAAUUCUUUUGGCUAGCUCAACAAUAAGAAAUCCCCCGAUUUUCCAGAUGAAUACUCAUUCCAAACUUACUUUCAAUAUGUUCAAUUUACUGCCUCCGUUAAUCCAUUUUUGUUUCAGAUUUUGAAUUUUCAACAUUUUUAAUUGAAUUAUGUUUCAAAUAAAUGCUUCUGCGAAUA
This is a messenger RNA of Caenorhabditis elegans, 3096 nucleotides long. It is a transcript of the gene eps-8, whose product is annotated as SH3 domain-containing protein. Bases 83 to 2836 code for a protein of 917 amino acids. Gene Ontology annotation, cellular component: cytoplasm. Lineage: Eukaryota; Metazoa; Nematoda; Chromadorea; Rhabditida; Rhabditidae. The transcript has 17 exons. The record is from RefSeq and is marked reviewed.